This is a messenger RNA of Polypterus senegalus (gray bichir), 2324 nucleotides long. It is a transcript of the gene ccdc47, whose product is annotated as coiled-coil domain containing 47. The coding region runs from base 429 to 1841 and encodes 470 amino acids. Gene Ontology annotation, biological process: endoplasmic reticulum calcium ion homeostasis. The record is from RefSeq and is a predicted model, not a curated record. The transcript has 13 exons. Lineage: Eukaryota; Metazoa; Chordata; Cladistia; Polypteriformes; Polypteridae. Gene Ontology annotation, cellular component: endoplasmic reticulum. Gene Ontology annotation, molecular function: calcium ion binding.
AGGUCGAGCUGUUCCGAGCCGUCUUUUGCGGCUUGCCGUGUGGCUCCAAGGAAGCGAAGCCAAGGAGGAAUCCGACUCGGGUAGAGUCCAAAGGGACAAGGCCAGGUGCAGCUUGGCAAGGACGUCCGGCCGUGCCGGGGGCUCUGCGGGCUUGUGUGACCGCGUCCUCGGGGGACCCCGCGGAUCGUCGACUGCUGUCGCAGUGUCGUGGAGUUCCAAUAAGUUCUGACCAUCCAGCUAAGCCUUCUGCUGCGGGACUUCACUUGGGGACGCCUUGGUGUGUUACGGCGUAAGAAUAUGGAGGAGGACUUGGACCCCGUUUAACACUUUAGCCUUGGUGCAGCCAGAAGUCACUCAAGCAGCCAUGCGCCUCAUCUUGGUGAUUGCCCUGGUGGCCCUGAAGCUGGCCAGUGCCUCUGCACGCUUCGAUGAGUUUGAUGAGGGUGAUGACCUCAUUGAGUUUGAUGACAAUGACUUUGCCGAGUUUGAAGAUGCAAGUGACAACCCCACAACCGAAGCACCAGCUCGGUCCGCAAAUGUGCAGCAACAGCAGCGAGCAGCAGCAGCAGCAGGAGGAAGACGACGAGGAAGGCGAAGACGAUGAUGCUGCCACAGUGGAAGUGGAGGGCAUGGAUGACAAUGCAGAGGACUUUGAGGACACGGAGACCCCGGAUGAGGAUAUCUAUAAAUAUGAUCCAGAUGAGUUUGACGGGAUUGAGAAGCAGACGCCUUCCUUCACCGACCCCAUCAAUAUCAUCACGGUGCCAGCACAUCUACAGAACAGCUGGGAGAGCUACUACAUGGAGAUCCUGAUGGUCACGGGGCUUCUGGCCUACAUCAUGAACUACAUGAUUGGCAAAAACAAGAACAACCGACUAGCUCAGGCUUGGUUCAGCUCCCACCGUGAGCUGCUGGAAAGUAACUUCGCUCUUGUGGGGGACGAUGGCACCAGUAAAGAGGCUGUCAGCUCGGGGAAGCUCAACCAGGAGAACGAGCACAUCUACAACCUGUGGUGCUCGGGACGGGUGUGCUGUGAAGGGAUGCUAAUCCAGCUAAAGUUCUUGAAGCGUCAGGACCUGCUGAAUGUUCUUGCACGAAUGAUGAGGCCUGCUUGUGAUCAGGUGCAAGUCAAAGUGACACUAAAUGAUGAAGACAUGGACACGUUUGUCUUUGCUGUGGGGACAAAGAAGUCGAUGACGAGGCUGCAGAAGGAGAUGCAGGACUUGAGUGAGUUCUGCAGUGACAAGCCCAAGUCAGGAGCCAAGUAUGGGCUGCCGGAAUCGUUGGCGAUCCUGUCCGAGAUGGGGGAGGUCACCGAGGGAAUGAUGGAUAACAAGAUGGUACAUUUCCUCACCUCUCAUGCCGACAAAUUGGAAUCCGUCCACUUCUCGGACCAGUUUUCAGGUCCAAAACUUAUGCAAGAGGAAGGCCAGCCGUUAAAGCUUCCAGAAACGAAGAAGACCCUGCUGUUCACUUUUAAUGUGCCUGGCAUGGGCAACACCUCUCCCAAAGACAUGGAGUCCUUGCUGCCUCUGAUGAACAUGGUCAUUUAUAGUAUCGACAAGGUCAAGAAAUUCCGUCUCAACAGAGAGGGUAAGCAGAAGGCAGAGAGGAACCGGGCUCGGGUGGAAGAGAACUUCCUGAAGCUGACGCACGCUCAGAGACAGGAGGCCGCCCAGUCGCGCCGCGAGGAGAAGAAGAGAGCAGAGAAAGAGAGGAUUAUGAAUGAGGAAGACCCCGAGAGGCAGCGGCGCUUGGAGGAGGCCGCCCUGCGACGAGAGCAGAAGAAGAUGGAGAAGAAACAGAUGAAGAUGAAGCAGAUCAAAGUGAAAGCCAUGUGAGGGCAGAGUGCUGCCCAGUCCCGUAUGGAAAGGCCUUCUCAGACCUUGUGCCCAGAUGCCAGCGCCACAUGUCCUGAUCAACUCAAAAAAAAAAAAGAAAAAAAUGGGGGUGGGAAUAAAAUGUCUUCCUUUAUAACCUGCAAGUUUUUAUCACGGAAUCAAACUAAACCUGGCGUGUCGGCGGGGGGCACUGGCUUGGCUGUGGCCGUGCUUUGGGAUUCUGCCUUCUGGCCAUUAGGGGGCCGUCCGGCCAAUUUGAGUCAAGCCCUUCAGAAGUGCCCGCUGUGGGUUGAAUGUGCCUACAGGGCCGAGCCCUCCCACUCUGUGCCCUGCCACCGCUGCCCCCUUCUUAUUUAUUGCGGGGCUGGAUGGGUACUGCUGGGUGGCGGCGCACGCGCACGAGACUUUGGGCCUGUCUAACUUUUACUUCUUUUAAAUUGUUCACGAAUCUCAAAACACGAUUAAAAUAUUUUGAAAGCUAAA